Folsomia candida is the source of this 1708-nucleotide messenger RNA. RefSeq lists its product as uncharacterized. The transcript is spliced from 3 exons. The record is from RefSeq and is a predicted model, not a curated record. The coding region runs from base 143 to 1708 and encodes 521 amino acids. Lineage: Eukaryota; Metazoa; Arthropoda; Collembola; Entomobryomorpha; Isotomidae.
CUACAAAUCACAAGACACGUUUCUUUUGGAACUUUUUCCAAUACUCAAGCGUUGACGUGCUAUUACGUCACGAAGUGACGAAAAAUGUGACGGCCCCUCCUAUGCGAGUCGCGCUGACUCCCGUCCCACCGCUUCUCCAGAAAUGACCUCUCACUCACUCUCGCCAUAUUUUCUCUCACUCACUUUUUUUACUUCCUCAUUCGUUCACUACUAUAAUUUUAUUUCUUGUAAAAUGGACAGCAUUAAUUUUUUAUCAGUUGCCAAUGCUCUCGUUAAAAUUAUUAAAAAUACAUAUUCAUAUGACGAAACACCACCUAAUAUUGAAGAGGAAGAAUUGGCACAAUUACUGCUUGAAAAAUUACACGACAUAACUCACGAAUUUAUAUUCAUCGAUGAAAAUGAAAAUGGCGACGGACCAAGUGAGGACGAUACGUUCCAACCAUAUACUGACCAAGAAGGAAAUUAUAUACUACCAUCUGAAGUUUCAAUGGAAUAUAAAAAACGGGCAGUUGAAGAAUUUGAAAGACAUCCGGGGUGGAAAUUCUUGACAUUCCAACAAAAUUUCAGCAAAGUACGUCAACCCAACUAUAUAAACCGAUGGAAAAAGCAAAUUGAGAUGGGUGGGACGAAAUACGAAUUAUUCAUAGAAAUCGAAAACUAUGUUUAUCAACAAUUUAAGUUAUGUAGGGAACAAUAUCUCCCUGUUCACGAUAUGGAUUUGAAGAAGUGGGCGAUACUCAAAGCGUCAGAAUUUAACGGAUUAAUGUUUAAGGCGUCUCAUUCGUGGCUUAACACAUUCAAGCGACGUAACAGAAUUGUUUCACGAAAAAUUCAAAAACUUGUGAGCUUCCGUGCUGUAAAGGAAGUUGAGGACAUACAACAGGAUGCUGAAGAUUUCCGUGCGCAGAUUGUUCCACUACUCAAGAACUUUGCAUACAACAAAAUAUUUAAUACAGACCAAACAGGCUUCCGAUAUGAAAUGGUAUCAGCUAGAACACUAUCGACACAAGGGGAGAGAUAUACAUUUGGUUCUUGUUCGUCGCCAAAAAACAAAUGCACCCACAGUUACACAGUUCAAUAUGUUAUAACAUAUGCCGGAGAUAUCCUUGACCCUGUAUUCAUAUGUCUGCAAGAAAACGAUGGCACAUUUGGACCAAGAGUGCUGGAUACGAUGUUUAUUGCUCCAAAUAUUUAUGUGACCUGCACAAAAUCUGGGAAACUGAAUCGAAGUAAGGUGGAAGAAUUUCUGGAUGAAAUAAUCGUCAAUAAUCGGAAUGGAAAUUUACUUUAUGUAGAUAUGUGGACAGGCCAAACAGACAGAAGACUUUACACAUCUCGAUGCACCGAUGAUCUUAAUAUGGAUGUCAGAUUUAUUCCCGAACACUGUACCGAUGUUUGCCAACCGCUAGAUACCUAUUUCCACCGACAGCUGAAGUACUUGGCCAGACAGUUUUAUUCUUUUGAAAGCGUGCACGCUAAAACUCCAACACCACAACUUCUGACUAGAGACGGCUUGUUGAAAAUGCAAUCUCUUGUACAUUAUUUAUUAUCGGCCCCCGUAUUUCGAAAUAUGAUCAAGUACUGUUGGUUUUCGAGUGGGAUCUGGGACGGAGAAGAUAGACCAGUUUUUCGCAAUGUUAAGGAAGUGUGCUUCAACUUUCAUAAUGAUAUGAAAUGUUCUUCAAAUGAUUCUGGACCCUACACCUAA